AUGGCAAGGAUAUCAUAUAGCGUUGAACUAAUUCCAUGGAGUCUCGCUUUUCAUAAAGGAAGCCUUUUAUUAAAUCCACCAUCUAAACAAUAUAAAAACUUUAACGAACUUGUAAAAUUUCCUCAUGAGUAUUCACUGAUCGUUACUUAUCGUGAUAGACUUAGAGAUGUAUUAUUAGAAGUGUACCGAAUAUUGCGAUAUCUUGGUUGGCAGCAAAUGGAAUUAAUUCUCCAGUUCGAAACAGAGACUACCCGAAUUACAAAUUUUCGAUUUUGGAAUACAAAUGUCGUAGCAAAUAUUGCUGUACCUAAAUAUCUUAUGGACAGAUUCAUAAAAUUACAAGGAAAUAGUUUAUUACAAAAAUCACUCGGAUUACAUGGUGAUUCGUCAACGCUUAUUUUUCGUCUAAUUCCAAUAGAGCAAGAGCCAGGUUACGAGAAUAAAAGCAAUUCUAAUGAGCUUCAUUAUAGAGUAACCUUGAAUUAUUCGUAUCCCACAAAAUUAGACGACGUUGAAUCCGAUAAAAUUAAAGUUGAUGAUAACGAUUCUGCAUCAGUCAUUGUACAUGUCAAGCAGAUGAUUCGAAAUUUUAGAUCCGGAUGCGAAUUUGAUGAUAUUAUAUUAGAAUUAUGGGACUUGGUUCCUAAAUCAACUCCAAAUGAUCCAGAAAAAUUUCAAUUUAAAACUUAUAAUCCGACUCUACGAAGACCUUAUCAAGAUAUUAAUCCAUCAUCUAUUCAACCUUGGACAAGUAGUUGA
Molecule: messenger RNA, 759 nt
Organism: Funneliformis mosseae
Lineage: Eukaryota; Fungi; Glomeromycota; Glomeromycetes; Glomerales; Glomeraceae
Source: the annotation of a GenBank genome assembly